AAAAUUUAACUUAUUCAAAAUAAAAACACGUGUUUAUCUACUGUCACAUAUUAAUGGACUAUUAUUGUCACCCAACAAUUAAUAAAUAAUUUUUUUAGUCUUUGUUAAUUACUAAUAAAUAUUUUCCAACAAUGAGUGAAGAAAUAAAUACUUUUGGAGAAUUAAAUCUAAAUUCUUGGAUAGUUAAACAGUGUAGUCUGAUAGGUGUGAAAAAACCUACUCCAAUUCAAAAAAAUUGUAUCCCAAGAAUAUUAGCCGGUGAUGAUUGUAUUGGUUGUGCUAAAACAGGUAGUGGUAAAACGUUAGCAUUUGUUUUGCCAAUAGUACAAAAAUUAUGUGAAGAUCCUUACGGAAUAUUUGCACUAGUAUUGACACCAACAAGAGAAUUAGCGAGUCAAAUUGGAGAACAAUUUACCGCAAUAGGAAAACCAAUAAAUUUAAAGACAUGUGUAGUGCUAGGAGGAAUGGAUAUGAUGACUCAAGCCCAAGAAUUAUCCAAGCGGCCUCACAUUGUCGUAGCGACGCCAGGCCGCUUAGCAGAUCACCUAGAAAGUUGCGAUACUUUUUCGCUGAACAAGCUCAAAUUUGUGGUGCUCGACGAAGCUGACAGACUGUUGGGUGGAGACUUUGACGAGCAAAUAAAAACUAUUUUUUCAGCGCUGCCUAAGCAACGCCAGUCUUUAUUAUUCAGUGCGACUAUGACAGACGCAUUAGAACAGGUCAAGCAAGUAGCACGCAAUAACGUUUUUCAGUUUGAAGACGAUGAUGACAGUGGGAUGGCUACUGUCAAACAGUUGGACCAACGAUACGUCGUCUGUCCUAGGGACGUACGAGACGCUUAUCUCGUAGAAGUUAUUCGUACGUUCAAAGGAAUAAAUCCUAAUGGUUCUAUUAUGAUAUUCACAGAUACCUGCAAGAACUGUCAGUUAUUGUCGAUGACUUUUAAUACAGUAGGAUUCGAAAAUGUGGCUUUGCACGCGAUGAUAAAACAACGCGAACGUCUGUCGGCGCUCAACAAAUUCAAGUCUAAUUGUGUUAAAAUUCUAAUUGCCACGGACGUAGCUUCUCGAGGUCUUGAUAUUCCUCUUGUUGAGCUGGUUAUUAAUCAUACUAUUCCUAAUGUUCCGAAAGAGUAUAUUCACCGUGUAGGUAGAACUGCUAGAGCUGGUAGAGGUGGCAUGUCUAUUAGUUUAAUAACUCCUCAUGAUAUUAAAUUAUUACACGCUAUUGAAGAACUUAUUGGAACUAAGCUUCAAGAAUUUAAAGUUGAUGAAAAAGAAAUAGCGACUAUAUUUACUCAAGUAUCAACAACAAAACGUGAAGCUGAGAUAGUCUUAGAUGAAACAGAUUUUUAUGAGAAAAAAAUGAUUAAUAAACGAAAAAAAUUAAUGAUGGAAGGUAAGACUGAUGAAGAAAUCGAUAAAAUUCUGGCGCCUAAGAAGAAACACAGAAAAAAAGAUAAAAAAAUUAAAACUAGUGAUGAAACUAAAGAAGAUGAAAAUAAAUUGACAGAUGAAGUAUGAUUAUA
Cotesia glomerata is the source of this 1528-nucleotide messenger RNA. It is a transcript of the gene Dbp45A, whose product is annotated as probable ATP-dependent RNA helicase DDX49. Gene Ontology annotation, molecular function: RNA helicase activity; nucleic acid binding; ATP binding. NCBI's taxonomy places the organism in Eukaryota, Metazoa, Arthropoda, Insecta, Hymenoptera, Braconidae. The coding region runs from base 132 to 1523 and encodes 463 amino acids. The record is from RefSeq and is a predicted model, not a curated record. The transcript is spliced from 4 exons.